AGGAAUAUGGCAGCGUCCUGAGUCUUGUUGGGGGGGGAUACAGCGCAACUGAGUACCUUCAGCAUCAGAGUGGGAAAACUGAAAAGCACUGGCCGCACUCAGAGGAGGGUGGGGGGCUGAGGGACGGCUACUAUUAACACCCAUUGCCGAUUUAACAGGUGGAGCAAUAGUCUCGACGUCGCAAAGGAAAGCCAGUGUGCUUGUUUGUAGCCAGGCAGUUAACCGUUCAGGGCCUGCUGCCAUGGAGCAGAGUUGGGUUAGCUUCCUGAGAGACAGGUCGUGUGAAAAGAUGAAUGUCGUCAAAGAAAACAAAGACCUGGCCUGUUUCUACACCACCAAACACUCCUGGAGGGGAAAAUACAAGCGCGUGUUUUCAGUGGGGACACAUGGCAUUACCACGUACAACCCUACCACGUUAGAAGUAACGAAUCAGUGGCCUUAUGGAGACAUUUGCGGUAUUGGUCCCGUAGGAAAAGGUCAGGGUACGGAAUUCAGCCUCACGUUCCGCAAAGGCAGCGGGAAGAAGUCUGAAACGCUCAAGUUCUCAACAGAGCACCGAACAGAGCUACUUACAGAAGCUCUGAGAUUCAGAACAGAGUUUUCAGAAGGGAAGAUAACUGGCAGACGUUACAACUGCUACAAGCAUCAUUGGAGUGACACACGGAAAGCUGUGAGUUUGGAGGUAACGCCUGGAGGCAUCGACCAGAUCGACCCCCACACAAACCGAGUCGUGUGCUCCUAUGACUACCGAAACGUAGAGGGUUUUGUGGAGGUUUCUGAUUACCAGGGAGGGUUCUGCAUCCUCUACGGUGGCUUCAGCCGGCUGCAUCUGUUUGCUUCUGAAAACCGAGAUGAAAUCAUCCGCAGCGCCAUCGAACACGCAGGAAACUUUAUUGGCAUCACUCUCCGUCUGAGGAAGGAGGCUCUGACUUUUGAGAGUUUUGUAACGGACAGAUUGGGGAAAUACAGCUCGGACGAGAGCAUCACUUCUCUAGCCGAGUUUGUGGUGCAGAAGAUCACCCCUCGACACCCGGAGCCUGUUAAGCGUAUUCUGGCCUUGACGGAGACCUGUCUAGUGGAAAGAGACCCAGCUUCAUACAACAUAGUCACCAUAAAACCAUUUGGAGAGGUUUUUGCUCUCAUCUGUGAUGUAGACAACCCUCAGGUGUUUACAGUUGAAUUCAUCAGGGGUCAGAUCAGGAAGUACUCCUCUACUGAAAGGGACUCUCUGUUAGCCAGCCUGCUCGAUGGAGUCCGAGCGUCUGGCAACAGGGAUGUGUGCGUCAAGAUGGCCCCCACGCAGAGAGGACAAAGGUGGGGUUUGCUGAGCAUGCCUGUGGAUGAAGAGGUGGAGAGUUUGCAUCUCAGAUUCCUGGCAGCACCUCCCAACGGAAACUUUGCUGAUGCCGUGUUCAGAUUCAAUGCCAACAUAUCCUACAGUGGAGUACUUCAUGCAGUUACUCAGGAUGGCCUUUUCUCCGAGAACAAAGAGAAGCUCAUCAACAAUGCCAUACUGGCUCUUUUAUCCCAGGAGGCUGAGCUGCCGACUCUUAACGCUGAGCUGGAAAGCCAUUUUCAGGCCAUUCGACGCUUGGUGGCCUCCAAGGCUGGCUUCCAGGCUUUCACCCAGCUGCCGAAGCAUGCUCUGUCAUUCCAAGGUCUGGUCAAGGGUCUGGACUCACAGAUGCAGCGUAAAUAUGAAUCCAUACAUCUCAGUCUGCCCUUUGUCUGCCAGUAUUUCAAACCCCUUCUUGAUCUUUCCAGAAUCUGUCCUAGUUGUCUGUUCAGGGAAAAGUUGGGAGUAAAGACAGUUAAAGCUUUGAAAAGGAACAACAAUGGUGUGACUCAUGCUGCUAUAGACAUGCUCUGUGCCCUUAUGUGUCCAAUGCAUGAUGAUUAUGACCUGCGGCAAGAGCAGCUGAACAAGGCUUCUCUGCUUUCUUCUAAGAAGUUUCUGGAAAACCUUCUUGAAAAAUUCAUCACCAACGUGGACCAUGGAACAGGUGCUUUGGUCAUCAGCUCUUUAUUGGACUUCUUGACGUUUGCGCUGUGCGCCCCCUAUAGUGAAACAACUGAGGGCCAGCAAUUCGAUAUGCUGCUCGAGAUGGUUGCAUCCAACGGUCGAACAUUAUUUAAACUGUUUCAGCAUCCCUCUAUGGCAAUAGUAAAGGGAGCUGGCCUGGUGAUGAAAGCUAUUAUUGAGGUAGGUUUUGCCGUUGUUUCUCGAGCUGCAGUACUGCAGGAGGGAGACAAAGAAAUCGCCACCAAGAUGCAAGAGCUGGCCUUGAGUGAAGGAGCUCUGCCAAGACAUCUGCACACAUCAUUGUUCACCAUCAGUUCGGACCAGCGGAUGCUUACUAACAGGCAACUGAGUCGUCAUUUGGUGGGACUCUGGACAGCAGAGAACCCUGUGGCUAUGAACCUGCUUAAAAGGAUCCUGCCAACGGGGCUGUUGGCUUACUUGGACAGUCCUGACCCUGUUCCAGAAAAAGACGUGGACAGAAUGCACAUACGUGACAACCUGAAAAUCGCCACGGACCAGCUUAACCGCAACAAGGUGCCUGAGUGGCAGCGGAUUGCAGGCAAAGCAGCCAAAGAGGUGGAGAAGUUUGCCAAGGAGAAAGCUGACGUAGUGCUGAUGCACUGGAGAGAUAAGAUGGGCAUUGCCCAGAAAGAGAGUUUAGUGACCUGUGACCCUUGUUGUGAUUCAUCUCUGUUUGAUCUGAGGAACAAUAAUCUCUCUGUGUCUCUACCCCACCCUCCCUUUGUCUUGUCUGGUUUCUGUGCUGUCAAACAAUGCAGCAGGACAGAAAUAACCUGAUUCCAGCUUGACCAUGCACGCUCCAACCUCAUCUGGAACCUUAAAACGAGAGAGGAGCUGCGGGAUGCUUUGGAGGGGGAGAUGCGUGCUUUCAGUGUGGACCGUGAGCUUGGCAGUGCCACAGUCAUUUCCUGGAAUCACCAGGAGUUCGAGGUGAAAUAUGAGUGCCUUUCGGAUGAGAUAAAGAUUGGGGAUUAUUACCUGCGCCUGCUCCUGGAGGAGGAUGAAAAUGAAGAAUCGAGUGCCAUCAAGAGAUCAUACGAGUUCUUCAACGAACUCUACCACCGCUUUUUGCUGACACCCAAAGUCAUGAUGAAGUGCCUGUGCCUGCAGGCACUUGCCAUAGUUUAUGGCAAGUGCUACGAGGAGAUCGGCCCCUUCACAGACACAAAGUACAUUGUGGGCAUGCUGGACCGGUGUACCGAUAAGCUGGAAAGGGACAGACUCAUCCUCUUUCUUAACAAGCUCAUUCUUAACAAGAAAAAUGUGAAAGACGUGAUGGAUUCAAAUGGAGUUCGUAUCUUGGUGGACCUGCUUACCUUGGCUCAUCUGCAUACCAGCAGGGCUACUGUGCCACUUCAGAGCAACGUUCUGGAAGCAGCACCAGACAUGAAGAGAGAGAGUGAGAAGGAGUGGUACUUUGGCAAUGCAGACAAGGAGAGAAGAGGGCCUUUUAGUUUUGAGGAGAUGCAGGAGUUUUGGAACACGGGUGUCCUCACGGCAAAGACCCGCUGCUGGGCGCAGGGGAUGGAUGGUUGGCGCCCCCUACAGGCCAUUCCUCAGCUGAAGUGGUGCCUCCUGGCCACAGGACAGGCAGUGAUGAAUGAGUCGGACCUGGCUACAAUGAUCCUCAACAUGCUCAUCAGCAUGUGCUCCUACUACCCCAGCAGGGACCAAGAUAAUGCCAUUAUCCGUCCUUUGCCUAAGAUUAAGAGGAUGAUCAGUGACAACGCCUGCCUCCCACACAUUGUCCAGCUGCUGUUAACAUUUGACCCCAUUCUGGUGGAAAAGGUUGCUAAUCUUCUGUACCUAGUGAUGCAGGACAACCCCAAUCUGCAGCGACUCUAUUUGACUGGAGUCUUCUUCUUCAUAAUGAUGUACACAGGCUCCAAUGUGCUUCCUGUUGCAAGGUUCCUGAAGUACACUCAUUUGAAACAAGCCUUCAAAUCAGAGGAGUCGAAGGGACAGGACAUUGUACAGCGAAGCGUUCUGGGACCAGUGUUGCCUGAGGCAAUGGUGUGUUACCUGGAAAACUAUGAGGCUGAGCGCAUCUCUGAGAUAUUCCUGGGGGAAUUUGACACACCAGAGGCCAUUUGGAGCAGUGAGAUGAGGCGGAUGAUGAUUGAGAAGAUAGCAGCUCAUGUAGCAGACUUCAGCCCCAGGCUGCAGAGCAACACACGAGCCCUCUACCAGUACUGCCCUAUUCCUGUAAUCAGCUUCCCUCAGUUGGACAAUGAGCUCUUCUGCAACAUCUACUACCUCAGACAUCUUUGUGACACCACUCGCUUCCCCAACUGGCCCAUUCGGGACGCUGUGAAGCUACUAAAAGACACUCUUGAAGCUUGGAAAAGGGAGGUGGAGAAGAAGCCUCCUCAGAUGUCAGUGGAUGAUGCAUAUGAAGUUCUCAGCCUUCCCAAAGGACAGGGCCAGCAUGAGGAAAGUAAAAUCAGGAAAGCUUACUUCAGACUCGCACAGAAGUACCAUCCUGACAAAAACCCAGAGGGAAGGGACAUGUUUGAGAAAGUGAACAAAGCCUACGAGUUUCUCUGCACAAAGUCUGCCCGAAUUGUGGAUGGCCCUGAUCCAGAAAACAUUAUCCUCAUCCUCAAAACACAGAGCAUCCUGUUCAACCGACAUAAACAAGAACUGGAACCUUACAAAUACGCUGGUUACCCCAUGCUCAUCAAAACGAUCACGAUGGAGACUGAGGAUGACCAGCUUUUCUCUAAAACAUCGCCUCUCCUGCCGGCUGCUGCUGAACUGGCCUUCCACACGGUGAACUGCUCGGCUCUCAACGCAGAGGAGCUGCGCCGUGAGAACGGCAUUGAGAUAUUAUUGGAGGCUCUUUCUCGUUGUGUUGCUGUACUGACUGCAUCCAGCAAACCUGAGGACAUGGCUGUACAGGUGUGCGGGCACAUCUGUAAGUGCUACAGUGUAGCGGCACAGUUUGAAGAAUGCAGGGAGAAGAUCAUUGAACUUCCCAACAUCAUCCGGGACCUCUGCCACAUCUUGUUCUAUGGAAAGGGUCUCCCAAAGACUGCUGCACUGGCAGUUCAGUGUGUCAGCUCCUUCGCGGUGGAUUUCUUCCUCCAAACCCAUCUGUACCACGCUGGUGUGCUCUGGCACCUUCUGGUCCAUCUCUUCAACUACGACUACACCCUGGAGGAGAGUGGCGUCCAGGCCAACCAGGACACAAACCAGCAGGAGGUGGCCAACUGCCUGGCCAAGCUCAGCCUGUUGGCCCUCAGUCGUCUGGGAGGCUACACCCAAGUGCCACACAGCCUGGACGGCACCAACGCUGUUUCAGAGACCAACGGUUUAGAGGGAACCCCUCCAGAGAACCCCACCAUCCGCAAGAGCUUAGCGGCCAUGCUCACACCGUACAUUUCGAGAAAGCUGGGGACAGGAUCUCCUGCUGAGGUUUUGAAGCUGCUAAAUAGUAACUCAGAGAAUCCCUACCUGAUCUGGAACAACGGAACACGGGCUGAGCUGCUGGAGUUCCUGGAGGGUCAGCAGGAGGGCAACGUUAAGAGAGGAGAAAACGACAAGAGCUUUGGUGCAGAGUUUUUGUUCAGUGAUCACAGCAAAGAGCUCAUAGUGGGAGAAAUCUUUGUCCGAGUGUACAAUGAACAACCUUCUUUCCCACUGGAGUUCCCCAAAGCAUUUGCUGCCAGUCUGCUGGACUAUGUCGGCUCCCAGGCUCAGUACCUCCACACUCUGCUGGCCAUGAGUCAGAGUAAUAAGGUGGAGUCCCAGCAGCAUGCUGAGAGGCUGCGCUUUGCUGAGAUGGCUUUAGAGGCUCUCCGCAAUGUCAUCAAGAACAACCCUGGCUCAGAAUCGGAGUGCAUUGGUCAUUUCAAGCUGCUCUUCUCUUUGCUGCGGGUUCAUGGAGCUGGCAGAGUGCAGCAGCUAGUUUUGGAGGUUGUGAACACAGUUACAUCAAACCAGGAUUGUGUGAGCAACAUUGCCGAGUCUCUGGUCCUGUCCAACCUUUUGUUGCUGCUGCAUUCACUGCCCUCCAGCCGUCAGCUGGUGCUGGAAACCCUCUAUGCGCUGACGUCAAACACAAAGAUAGUCAAAGAGGCUAUGGCCAAAGGUGCUCUGAUCUACUUGCUGGACCUCUUCUGUAACUGCACACACCCCCAGGUUCGCACUCAGACUGCAGAGCUCUUCUCCAAGAUGACCUCAGACAAGCUGGUUGGGCCAAAGGUGCGUCUGACACUCAUGCGUUUCCUUCCGGGUGUGUUUAUGGAUGCGAUGCGUGACAACGCUGAGGCGGCCGUUCACAUUUUUGAGGGAACACAUGAAAACCCAGAGCUCAUCUGGAAUGACACCUCAAGGGAGAAAGUGUCCACCACUGUCCGGGAGAUGAUGCUCGACCACUUUAAACAGCAGAAGGAUAAUCCUGAUGUGAACUGGAGGUUGACAGAUGAUUUCACGGUGGCUUACGGAGCUGGUCAGGGUGAGCUUGAAGUUGGUGGAGUCUUCUUGCGCAUCUUUAUUGCUCAACCUGGGUGGGUGCUACGGAAGCCUCGGGAGUUCCUGGUCUCCCUCCUGGAAACCUUGACAGAGCUGCUGGAAAAAAACAACCCCAACGGCGAGGCCCUGGAGACAGUAACCACAGCAGCAGUUUGCCUCUUCAGCACCCAGAGCCAGCUGGCCGACCAGGUUCCCCCUCUGGGUCACCUGCCUCGCAUCCUGGCCGCACUUAACCACAGGAACAACGCCGUGCCCAAAAGCUCCAUCCGCCUCAUCCACGUCCUGUCAGACAACGAGCUGUGUGUACGCUCCAUGGCUUCCCUGGAGACGAUUGGCCCCCUGAUGGCUGGGAUGAAAGCACGGGCAGACAUGGCCGGUCUGGCUUGUGAAGCCCUCAACCGCAUGUUCCAAAAGGAGCAGACAGAACUAGUUGCUCAGGCUCUCAAAGUGGAGCUGGUGCCAUACCUCCUGAAAUUACUGGAAGGAAUUGGCCUGGAGACAUUAGAAAACCCCUCAGCUACAAAGGCCCAGAUAGUAAAAGCUCUCAAAUCAAUGACUCGCAGUCUGCAGUUCGGAGAGCAGGUGAAUGAAAUUCUUGCAAGGUCCUCAGUAUGGAGUGCCUUCAAAGACCAGAAACACGAUCUUUUCAUCUCAGACUCCCAGACCGCAGGCUACUUGACAGGGGUUUCCACUCCUUCUCUCCUGGCCGCCAGCAGCCCACUGCGAGGUCCAGGAGUUGCAGGUUACCUUACAGCAGGAACUGGAGCCACUGUUAUGUCCAGCGUCCCACCCCCUGUGGACAAUGACAUUGGAGACCAAGGCUGAAGGAUGCCCCCGUGGUCCUGCUCAGGCACCCCGACUGCCCUGCAGCUGCACGCCUGCGGCACCGAGGGAACCAGCUCAGCUCCCCCAGAUGAGGGGAUCCAGAAGGACGACAUCCAGGCAGAGCCAGCCCUCACCAAAUUUCACCAAAAUCUCUGCAACACCCUCUGCAGCAUCACUCACCUUUCCCCCAUUAGGAUGGACACUUCAGUCUUCAAAAACACGUCGUUGUAAUGAAUGACCACAUUUGUUUGUUUUUUUCUGUACUACUUUUGUUUCUUCCAAUGACAGAAAAAAGUUUACUUUUUGUAUGAAUAUAUUUUUUACUCUAGAUUUUUUUUUUCAUCAGAAAGAAAUGGGAAGACCAAGGCUUGUUAUUGGGAAAUUGUUUCCUCUUUAUUCAUCGUGUCUGUCAGUCCUAAAUUUCUGUUCUCAUCUGAGGCUAUUUUGCAUUGUUUGUGCACUGGAACUGUCCCCCUGUUUUGUAAUUUGUCAUUUCUGAAUUUUUGGAUGAGUCUUAAAAUUGAAAAGAAAAUGUCAUAGCAAAUCAUACAUUGUCAUGAAUAAUUUCUCUGCCCCAGAUCUAGAGAAAAUAAUUUAACUUUAACCCUCAGGAGGAAGCUGACCUGUAUGAUUCUGUCAGGUCAUGACACAGAUCUGCCCUCCUAAUGGCCAGCCUUUUAUUCCUCUUCUGCAUACACUCUGCUCUCUAGCUACUCUUUUUGUCUGUCUCAUAAUUUUUAAAGUAAUUCUCCUCCCCAGAAUGCAAAAAGCACUAGAAUAUUUAUGAGUGAAAAAUAACCAUUGGAUAUGAGCUUCUGCUGACAUGACGAAUGACUGAUUAUGAAUCUAUGUGAAAGACUAGUGCAAUUUGUGAAAUGUUCAAUGUAAUAUUACGUAUAUAAACUUUCUAUAUUGAAUGUACAUUAAAAAAAUCAGUCACACUUGUACAUAAAAUUUUAAGAAUAAAAGGGAACCCACAGUGUU
Menidia menidia (Atlantic silverside) is the source of this 8329-nucleotide messenger RNA. Lineage: Eukaryota; Metazoa; Chordata; Actinopteri; Atheriniformes; Atherinopsidae. The record is from the annotation of a GenBank genome assembly.